Messenger RNA from Westerdykella ornata, 2050 nucleotides. Its product is annotated as delta 1-pyrroline-5-carboxylate dehydrogenase-like protein. The transcript is spliced from 5 exons. Gene Ontology annotation, molecular function: L-glutamate gamma-semialdehyde dehydrogenase (NAD+) activity. The record is from RefSeq and is a predicted model, not a curated record. The coding region runs from base 103 to 1836 and encodes 577 amino acids. Gene Ontology annotation, cellular component: mitochondrial matrix. Lineage: Eukaryota; Fungi; Ascomycota; Dothideomycetes; Pleosporales; Sporormiaceae.
CUGGAAUCUUCGGGACAUGUACAACUCGACAAACAUACAUAUAUGUGUGCAUAGCGACAUUCUCGGGAAGCUGUACUAUUACCCACUGACACUCACCUAACCAUGACUCCUCCAAACUCAUUGUCCACACUCGGCUCGAUAUCUAGGUCAAUCACGAGCGUGCCGGGGGCAGCAAGGCGAGGAGUAGCAACGAUUGCACACUUCAAAGUCCCUGCUGUGAAUAAUGAACCAAAUAAACACUAUGCGAAAGGGUCGGUUGAGAGGCAGAAGCUCCAAGAAGCUGUCGCGGCACUCAAACAGAAAGUUCCAUUAGAGAUCCCAAUAGCAGUGGGAGGCCAGCAAAUAAAAAACUCCUCAAUCCUCACGCAACGCAAUCCCGCAUCACACCGCGAUGCAGUCGCCAAUGUCUCGAGCGCCAGCACUGCAGAUGUGGAGAAGGCAAUUGAGGCAGCCCUAGAUGCGAAGCCGGCCUGGGAAUCACUGCCGUUCGCUGACCGCGCCGCUGUCUUCCUCAAAGCGGCUGAUCUCGUCUCGACGAAGUACCGGUACGAUAUCAUGGCUGCGACAAUGGUUGGACAGGGGAAGAAUGCGUGGCAGGCGGAGAUUGAUGCUGCUGCGGAACUGUGCGAUUUCUUGAGGUUCAACGUCAAAUAUGCCGAAGAUACAUACGGACAUCAACCAGUGCACCACGCACCCGGUGUGUGGAAUCGCGUAGAGUACCGCGCUCUGGAAGGUUUCGUCUAUGCCGUCAGCCCCUUCAACUUCACAGCCAUCGGAGGCAACCUCCCCGCAGCGCCCGCGCUGAUGGGCAACGUCGUUGUAUGGAAACCGUCACCAUCAGCCGUGGCCUCGAACUGGCUGCUCUACCAGAUCCUCCUCGAAGCGGGGCUUCCUCCAAACGUCAUCCAGUUCAUUCCCGGUGACGCAGAGGAGAUCACACAGGCAGUGCUGUCCCAUCGUUCGUUCGCUGGGCUGCAUUAUACAGGAAGCACCGCAGUAUUUAGGUCGCUAUACGGCAAGAUCGCAGCUGGGAUCGCGGAAGGGAAGUAUCAUGGUUACCCUCGAAUCGUCGGGGAGACGGGAGGGAAGAACUUCCAUCUCAUCCACAAGAGUGCGGACAUUCCGAAUGCGGUUGUCCAGACGGUGCGCGCAGCCUUCGAAUACCAAGGACAGAAAUGUAGCGCCUGCAGCCGCGCCUACGUCCCGUCGUCCGUUUGGCCCGAUUUCAAAGACCGGCUCGUCUCCGAGGUCUCAGCCCUGAAGAUAGGCGACCCUUCCGACUUCUCCAACUUCAUCGGUCCUGUCAUCCACGAAGCGAGCUUCAACAAACUGUCCCGCGUUAUUGAUGAAGCAAAGAAGGACAAAGAGUUGCAGCUCCUGGUCGGGGGUAAAUACGACAACAGCGAGGGCUAUUACAUCCAUCCUACCGUCUACCAGACCACGAAUCCCAACCACCCGCUCCUCUCCCGAGAACUCUUCGGGCCCAUCCUCGUCGUCUACGUGUACGAAGAUAGUGCGCCUGAUGCCUUCAGCGACAUCUGUAAGACCAUCGACCAGACUUCCGAGUAUGGCCUCACAGGCGCCGUAUUUGCGAAAGACCGCGAGACGAUCCGCUUCGCAGAGGACGCCCUCCGCAACGCAGCGGGCAACUUCUACAUCAACUGCAAGUGUACGGGUGCGGUGGUGGGACAGCAACCGUUUGGUGGGUCGAGGGCUAGCGGGACGAAUGACAAGGCUGGAAGUGCGACAUUGUUGGCCAGGUUUGUGAAUAUGAGGGCCAUUAAGGAGGAGUUUUGCUCGACGGAGAAGGUGCUGUAUCCGAGUAACGAGGAGUGAAACCUGACAGUAUUCGACGGGGGGGUAUAUUGAGACGAGGCAAAAGUUGGCUUUGAUUAGGGUUGAAUACGGAUGGCCGUCCAUUGGGAGCGUGUUCCGGUCAUUUAGGGUUUGGUUUGAACUUAGGAUACUUCACUGCUCGAAGGGUAGCAGCACAUAUCGUGUAAUCCUAGUUUCGUCAAAUGGGAGACCCACAAUUUUGAACUGAUUCCAU